Molecule: messenger RNA, 1857 nt
Organism: Salarias fasciatus (jewelled blenny)
Lineage: Eukaryota; Metazoa; Chordata; Actinopteri; Blenniiformes; Blenniidae
Gene: rwdd2b
Product: RWD domain containing 2B
Exons: 4
Coding region: 186-1079 (297 amino acids)
Molecular function (GO): protein binding
Source: RefSeq, a predicted model, not a curated record
CGAGAAAUGGUUGACUCACCCGUGUGUGUGAAGGGGUUUUCACUUACCUAAACUUUUGUUUUCGUGUUUCAUAUACAUGCAUCAUGAUGAUAUUUUCUUGCGGACUGAUGCAAAAUGUCAUCUAAAGCGUUGAUGCUGUUCGUCUGAUCGGUGGUGAGGUGUGCCUUACCUUUGCCUCCACCAGCAUGUCUUCUCACCUGGAGUGUGCUGAGGCUCAGCUGGCAGAGAUCGACCUGCUCACCAGCAUGUUUCCCACCGUGGAGGAGCUGGAGAUCACAGACCAGCUGGCUCUGGCCGAGCUCAGGGACUACGUGGAGGGAUCGGCUCCAGCAGACCACCCUCCUCCAUCCAGACCCCAAUUCACCAUCAAACAGAAGCUGGAGGGGGUGGAUUUCUUAGUAUGCUGUUGCUACCCAUCAGAUUAUCCCAAUGUUGUGCUCCCAGAAAUAACAGUCAGGUGCUGUGGACUCAGCAGGGCCCAGCAGACGGAGCUGCACUCGCGUCUCGGCGCCUACCUGACGGAGAGCUGCCAGGGGGAGGUGUGUGUGCUGGCCGCCGUGGACUGGCUGAAGGAAAACCUGCAGGACUUCCUUGGUAAAAGCUCAUCGGCGGCGCCGGCCGCUCAGAAGACGCCCGGCUCUCCGCGGCCGCAGGAAGCGUUCAGCCGACUGUGGAUCUACAGCCACCACAUCUACAACAAGUCAAAGAGGAAGAACAUCCUGGAGUGGUCCAAAGAGCUGGGCCUGUCUGGGUUCAGCAUGCCCGGGAAGCCCGGGAUCGUGUGCGUGGAGGGUCCGCAGUCGGCCUGCGAGGAGUUCUGGUCCAGAGUGAAGGUUCUGACCUGGAAGAAGAUCAUGAUUCGACACAGAGAAGAUGUUCGCCUCGAUCAGGAGGGCGACGGCAGUGGGACUGGUCAAAGUAUAGAUUCCCUGAGAAAAUUCACGGGUUUUGAAGAAGCGAUGUUCGACCCACACGGGAACAGAGGGAAUCACAUGGACCUGGGCCAGCUCUACCACUUCCUGAAUGAGAAAGGCUGUUGUGACAUCUUUCAGAUAUAUUUUGGUAUUGAAGGAAGAUAAAGACUGAGGUACAACAGAAAUAUUACACUCUCAAAGCUGUUUGUUCUUGAAAUGACACUUUGUAGAGUUUGAGUCACACAGUAGGUGGCAGUAUUGAGUCACUUUGUUCAUUCGUCUGGAUUUCAGUUUGACUGCUUUCGCUCUUUUCCUUUGGAGUUGAUGACAGUUUUGUGAGUAAAUUAUGUAAAUAUGACAACACCACAGUAUAAAAACCAAAAGAUUCAUCUUUUAUUCCAUAACUUUGCCUCCAGGCUCUUCGAGUGACUCAAUACGCCGCCUUGUGGUGUAAAGUUGUACAGCGAAACUAAUUGUGUAAUUUUGAUAAGUGGUUUAAUUGAUUCAUAUGGGCAACAUGUAGCAGUUCUAAAUGAAAAUAAAUGACUGUGAUCUUCAUCUGGGACCUCGCUGCGAUAAAAGGCUUUAAAGAACAUUUCUCUGAUUUGAUAAACACCGCGCUCCCACUCUGUUGACUUAAGUCACAUAAACAUUAAAACGAUGGUUAUCUCAGAUUUCUCAAGGACCUCAAUUAUAUUUGCAAUUUUAAUUCCUCAUCCUCGUGCUGCGGAUCACACCUUGCCCCAGGUGUUUGGCUCCUCAGAUAGCAGUAAUUCCAGGCCAUUACGGGAUCCUGAGGUCUGAUAAUACUUCACUAAUUGAACAACACAGUCAACAAUACGCUGCGUAUCUGCUUUCCAAAUCUGUUGAUUUGCUUCAUGUGAAUAAUAGAUAACACAACUGUGAAAAGUACUUUUCUAAUUUUCUGUCGAUGAUUAGUCAU